AAUCUGCUUUGAAACACACACACCUGCAUACAAAAAUGUCCAGCAGCUCUGCAGCAGCUGGUUCCCUCUGGAGGAACCACAGCUUCACCCUGACGGACCAAGACCCUCCGCUGUCUGACCAGGGAGAGACCAUAAUUGGGGUCUACCUGCUGCUGUUGGGCUGGCUGUCCUGGUUUGGAAACAGCAUCGUACUCUUUAUCCUGUACCGCCAGAGAGCCACUCUACAGCCCACAGACUACCUGACCUUUAAUCUUGCCAUCUCUGAUGCCAGUAUUUCCAUCUUUGGGUACUCCCGUGGCAUCAUUGAAAUUUUUAAUGUCUUCCAGGACAGCAGCUACCUAAUCUCCUCCAUCUGGACCUGCCAGGUAGAUGGAUUCUUCACACUGCUGUUUGGUCUGAUUAGCAUCAACACACUAACAGUAAUCAGCAUCACCCGCUACAUUAAAGGAUGUCUGUCUGGAAGUGCCCAUCACCUCACCAGGACCAAUGUGGCUGUAUGUCUGCUGCUUAUCUGGAUCACAGCUGGAUUUUGGUCUGCGGCACCACUUUUUGGCUGGGGGAGUUACACAGAUCGAGGAUAUGGAACCUGUGAGAUUGACUGGGCCAAAGCCAGCUACUCCCAUGUCUACAAGUCUUACAUCAUCGGCAUCUUCAUCUUCUGCUUCUUCUUUCCGGUUAUCACCAUGAUCUUCUGCUACAUCUCCAUCAUCAAGAUGGUGAAGAGGGGCAAUGCCCUGGCAUCACAGGGUGACCUGACUGACCGACAGAGGAAGAUUGAGAGAGACGUCACCAUAGUUUCCAUAGUGAUCUGUACUGCCUUCAUCCUGGCAUGGUCACCAUAUGCUGUGGUGUCCAUGUGGUCUGCCUGUGGCUUCCAUGUUCCAAACCUGACCAGCAUCUUCACCCGCCUCUUUGCAAAGUCUGCCAGUUUCUACAAUCCUCUCAUCUACUUUGGUCUCAGCUCCAAGUUCCGUAAAGAUGUUGCUGUUCUGCUGCCAUGCACCCAUGAAGCCAAAGACACAGUGAAGCUGAAACAUUUCAAGCCAAAGGCUGAUGCUCAUGCUCGACCUGCUGCAGAAGGCAGCAGACUAAAGGCUCCUCUAAACUGGGUAGAGAAGAAGCCAAAAAAUCAGCUCAACCUAGCCUCCAACCCAGACCAUGGAAGGGGAAGCCUAUCACACACACCUCCACCCAUUCACAAGGAGAUGUUCUUGAUCAAUGUGCCCAGCCCCUCUGCAACUGGAUCUGACUUUGAAUGUGAGAGAUUAUGAACUGAAGACAAGCACUCUGUACCAACAUGCAAGGAUGAAGGAUGAAAAACAAUGGUUGUUUUGGGGAAGCAAAAGCCAAAUAUACAGUGG
Messenger RNA from Thalassophryne amazonica, 1361 nucleotides. RefSeq names its product opsin 6, group member a (gene opn6a). Gene Ontology annotation, biological process: G protein-coupled receptor signaling pathway. The record is from RefSeq and is a predicted model, not a curated record. The transcript has 6 exons. Bases 36 to 1271 code for a protein of 411 amino acids. Gene Ontology annotation, cellular component: membrane. Gene Ontology annotation, molecular function: G protein-coupled receptor activity. Lineage: Eukaryota; Metazoa; Chordata; Actinopteri; Batrachoidiformes; Batrachoididae.